Colletotrichum destructivum is the source of this 1959-nucleotide messenger RNA. RefSeq lists its product as uncharacterized. Lineage: Eukaryota; Fungi; Ascomycota; Sordariomycetes; Glomerellales; Glomerellaceae. The record is from RefSeq and is a predicted model, not a curated record. The coding region runs from base 1 to 1959 and encodes 652 amino acids. The transcript has a single exon.
AUGUGCUUCACUCGGAGGCUAGUCUUCACCGUCUGCGCUCACUACACCGUACAGCUCGUCGAGUGCGAAAGGUUCCGCAACAACCCCGACAAGACCGGACGCCACGCCUGCAUUUCACCCCUUUGCCAGCACUCGCAGUCCUUCGUCACCAUUCUCGGCUUCUGCAGCGCGUGCAAAGACGCCUACACCGGUCUCAAAGUCGCCAAAAUCAACGCUUCCCAAAUCCUGUGGAACUUCUGGUGUUUCAAGGUGGCCCAGAAAUGGAACUGCGCUGUCGACCCAUCCCGCGUACCCGUUGCGGCCCUCACGAGCACGGCGAAGACUCUGCACAAGUCAUGGUUUGGCUACGUGAAAACCUACAAGGAGGUGAGCUUGGAGAAGAUCAUGGCUAUGUCGGUGCAGUCGCUGCUGGACGCGUUCGGCCAGCCUGUCAGGGCGACGCUCUGUAUUAUGUGCCGGGCGAACCACUACAUGGACCUCAAUCGGAUCGCAGUCGGCAUGGCAGAGGCCACAAUCAGCUGGGCUCAUGGCCUUAGAUAUCCCGAGGCAGUCUUCGAGCCAUACCAGAGCCAUCACCACCACCGCACCGAAGAAGUGGGUAUUGCGGCGGCUUCCGGAGACCAGCUUCCUACUACUCGGCAUCAACCUCCGAUGCAGCAAGCUCGGCAGAAGCAGCCCGCCAUGUCAUCAGUGUCUGAUGAUGUAGUCUUCCCGAGACGUUCCCCCGCGGGGGACCCGGCACGCCAUACGAAACGUCUCAACGCGCAGACGCGGAGGGAUGCGGUUAUCCAGGAGCGUGGGGAUAUGCUCGAGACUCUCGAAGCCAGGCACGAUGGACGGAUGGCGGAGCUCCAGGCACGGGUUGACCUGAAUGAUAGGCGCGUCUCUCCAGACACCUGGAUGAUGAGAACAUUCGGCUCGCCUGACCCUCACAGUCCUUCCAGAUCCGCGGACCAGAACACCAACAGCCGCUCCGGCACUUCUAGAGUUCUGUUCUCGCAGACAUCGCCGUAUUCUAGCCCUUCUGGUGGAGAAUUCGAGGGCUUCAGCGGUGCUUGGGAGCAUGAGCAAGACGAUGCGCAGGCGAACAACAACCCGAAACCCAAUUGGCCAGUCCGAAGAGCCAACAAACACCUUCGCUACCCAGCCCACACGUAUGACAAUGUAAUCGGCGAGUAUGACGAUGCUCUGUUCGAGCAGCUUCAGGCUCGGCGGUCACAGUAUGGUGAGAUAGUGGACCCCGACGACAUGUCUUUGGACGAGGGGCCGGACCCCAGAGCGAGGUUUUCCUUCGUGCCGUCACCCCCAAGUCACUUUGUUGGAGAGGUCCGCAGAGUGCGUCGUGAUAAAGACGAUCUUGCGGAUGGGCAGGGGCAAAGUGCCUCAGAUGGCAUGGUCGAUGAGCACAUCGACUUCUACCUUGACGACGACUCCGUUUCUGUUACCGGGCGAGUCCGCCCCUUGACGUACGUCUCCCCAGAAAGCUCGUGUGAAGGGUCCAACACUUCAUCUCCACGCCCUCCCUCGCCCCUGAGCCCUCGCCACAGCGCGGCUACAUUGCCGGGCAUACCCCCCGUAUCUCCCCUUACUUUCUCCUCGGAGUUUAGUUUCAUGGUCGACCGAGCAGACCGCUCCGGCACCUCGUCCUAUGGGAAAAGCCUGCCAUCCGACGCAUCGCACUCUGGGCGCUCCACGGACGCUGCGGGUCCGGCCUUGAAGGGCGGUCUGGGCGAAGACACAUUCGGCUCCCUUUCCCGGAAGUCGUCAGGGGUCGCUCCACUUCUAGGGCCGGAGAUCCGGGGUGUCGCGCCGCCGCGCCCCCCGCGUAACCCGAAGCUUUGUGUCACGCAUGGCGCUGCGACGCAGACUGGGUGCCGCGGGUGUCAAGCUGGCACGUUGCAGGAAGUUGCCUUGAGACCUGGGACGCGUGUGAAGCAGCCCGAGCCCGAGCAGUUCUGA